AUGGGGACAAACGAGACCCUAUUGAGCAUAAACAGAACAAUUUUCAUUAAUGCUACGUUCGACAACUAUAAUUCAGACCCAGACAGAAAAUUUAUUUACUAUAAUGUUUCCAUUGAUAUGCCAUCCAAGAUAGUAUCCGAUGGCAUAUGGGGUAACAAAAAUUAUGGCGCUUUACUCUCAAGAUCCACAAUGCCAGUGUUAGAGCUUCAAAUUCUCACCAUUUUUGUCAUCACGCAAUGCUUUCAUUUUGUGCUUAGGCGCCUUGGCUUCCCUUAUUUCGUUUCACAAAUGAUGGCAGGGUUUGUUCUAGGCCCUUCUCUGAAGAUAGAAGCAUUGGCCAAAUUCAAAGUGAUGCUGUUCCCUUACGGGAGUGAAGACGUAUUGAACCUAGUAACAGGGAUUGGAUACUUAUUCUUCCUGUUCCUAAAUGGGGUGACUAUGGAUUUCAGCAUGAUAACAAAAACUGGGAAGAAAGCUUGGACAAUAGCUCUUUCGUCCCUUAUGAUUCCCACUUUCAUUGGUCUCUUUGUAUGCUACAGUUUCAUGGGGUACUUACAACAAUCCCUAGGAGAGUUCGAUGGAGGAAAACUUCCGGUGAUAGUAGUGGGCCACAGUGGUGUUUCCUUCCCCGUGGUAGCUUCUCUACUCUCUGAUCUUGAGAUAUUGAACUCUGAACUUGGACGCUUAGCACUCUCAUCAGCAUUUUCCAUGGAUGUGAUAAGCGAAGUUAUGAGGGGAUUUGGCACUGCUGUUGUGAGUAGCCUUAAACUCGAUUCUCACGAUAAAGGUGAAGGAAAGGGACCUAAACUUGCACUCAUCACUUCCAUAAACUAUGUUGCUUUCAUGACACUUACGAUUGUGAUUGCACGCCCGGCAAUGAGGUGGGUUGUGAGGAAUACCCCAGAAGGAAGAUCUGUGAAGAAAACACACACAUCAAUGGUGAUUCUCAUGGCCAUAUUGGUAGGGUUGUUUGGAGUUGUGGCUAACCAGACAGUGUUAGGUGGGGUUUUACUCGUUGGUCUUCUUGUGCCAGAAGGUCCUCCAUUGGGCUCUGAAUUGGUGAAGCAGCUUGAGAUGUUCAACACAUGGUUCCUUGUUCCAAUCUUUGUCACGUGUUGUGCCAUGAAGGUCGAUGUUUCCACGCCUAUUAGUUCCGAGUUGGUUCUAGUUGUGGUUACCAUUGUUGUUGUUGUGCAUUUGGUUAAGAUGCUUAUAACUGUUGGGAUUUGCCGCUAUUGCAACAUGCCCAAAACGGAUGGUUUCUGCCUCGCUCUCUUGUUGAGCUGCAAAGGUGUCGUCGACUUUGUCAACGACGUCUUUCUCUUUGAUUCAUUUUUAAUGAGCAAUGAAACUAUCUCCAUGAUGGCUAUAUCAGUGCUUGUGUUGGGAAGCAUUGCACGCAUUGGGGUGAAAUCCUUAUACGACCCAGCAAGGAAAUACGCAGGGUAUCAGAAAAGGAACAUACUGAACUUGAAACCCAAUUCAGAGCUUCGGGUUGUUGCAUGCAUCCACAAACCAAGCCACAUAAAUUCCGUAAAAAAUGUUCUUGACAUUUGUUGCCCCACAACAGCCAACCCCUUAGUGGUUCACGUCUUGCAUCUGAUUGAGUUAGUUGGUAGAUCCUCUCCCAUCUUCAUCUCACACCGUCUCCAAGAAAGGCUUAGCUCAGGCCACAACUACUCUGAAGAUAUCAUUGUAACAUUCGACCUCUUUGAACAUGACAAUGCUGGCACUGCAUCAGUUAGCACCUACACAGCCGUUUCUCCACUACGUUUCAUGCAUGAUGAUAUUUGUUACCUUGCAUUGGACAAACUCGCUUCCAUCAUCUUACUUCCAUUUCACAUAAGAUGGGGUGAGGAUGGUGGUGUUGAAUCAACUGAUGAAAACAUGAGAACUCUCAACUCUAAGGUCCUUGAAAGAGCACCAUGCUCCGUGGGGAUUCUCGUGAACCGAAGCUCUUCUUCUUCUACUCAUCAAAGCCCUUUAAUGAAGCAAAUAGCAAUGAUCUUUUUGGGGGGUGCAGAUGAUAGAGAGGCACUGUGCUUGGCUAGGAGGACCAUCAAAGAUUAUGAUUGUAACUUGGUUGUGUACCACUUGGUUUCUAGCCAAAGUGAGGCAAAUUGGAACCUCAUGCUCGAUGAUGAGGUGCUGAAGAGUGUUAAGGGCUAUUAUGGUACCAUUGAGAAUGUGUCAUACGAAAAGGUUUCUAUUGAGCAACCUUCUGAGACCACUGCUUUUGUGUCGGAUAUUGCAAAUCGGCAUGAUUUUUUCAUAGUUGGGAGACGUAAUGGGAUCAAAUCGCCACAGACAGCAGCACUUGAAAGUUGGACAGAGUUUUCUGAGUUGGGUGUGAUUGGAGAUUUGCUUGCUUCCUCUGAUACCAAUACUAAUGCUUCAAUUCUAGUUGUGCAGCAACAACAAAUGCCCAAGUCGUCAUGACCAAAGAGAUACAUACAUAUACACUGUAACCAGAAAGUUAAUUACUGAUUGUUUUCAUAGACAAAAAGAUUUGAAUGUUGUAGCUCAAUUUUGUAAAUAUCAGCAAAAGUAAAUUUCCAUACAACACUUCUGUAAAUUUCUUCUGAUCUCAGUGAGUCCUUUCAUGUAACACUUUUUAAUAGUGAUUGAUUGGUUUUAAAGGAUUAGAAUUAUUGGGACUUAAA
Messenger RNA from Glycine soja, 2663 nucleotides. RefSeq names its product cation/H(+) antiporter 3-like. Gene Ontology annotation, cellular component: endomembrane system; membrane. The transcript is spliced from 3 exons. Gene Ontology annotation, molecular function: antiporter activity. The record is from RefSeq and is a predicted model, not a curated record. The coding region runs from base 1 to 2439 and encodes 812 amino acids. NCBI's taxonomy places the organism in Eukaryota, Viridiplantae, Streptophyta, Magnoliopsida, Fabales, Fabaceae. Gene Ontology annotation, biological process: regulation of pH; proton transmembrane transport.